CGGCCGGCAGCACGAGGCACAAAGUCUGAGGGCUGAGACGCGGCGGACGUUUCGAGGGCCGCCGACCCGCAGCCUGAGCGCUCCGCACCGCCUCCCGAGGAAGCCUGAGCCCGCUGUGCAGGAAAUGCGGCGCCGGCGAAUAGAAGUUAAUGUGGAACUGAGGAAAGCUAAGAAAGAUGACCAGAUGCUGAAAAGGAGAAACGUCAGCUCAUUUCCGGAUGAUGCUACUUCUCCACUGCAGGAAAAUCGCAACAAUCAGGGCACUGUGAAUUGGUCUGUUGAGGACAUUGUUAAAGGCAUAAACAGUAACAAUUUGGAAAGCCAGCUCCAAGCUACUCAAGCUGCUCGGAAACUGCUUUCUAGGGAGAAACAGCCUCCCAUAGACAAUAUCAUCCGAGCUGGUUUGAUCCCCAAAUUUGUGUCCUUCUUGGGCAAAACUGAUUGCAGUCCCAUUCAGUUUGAAUCUGCUUGGGCACUCACUAACAUUGCUUCUGGAACAUCUGAGCAGACCAAAGCUGUGGUGGAUGGAGGUGCUAUCCCAGCGUUUAUUUCUCUCUUGGCAUCUCCCCAUGCUCACAUCAGCGAGCAAGCUGUAUGGGCUCUUGGAAACAUUGCAGGUGAUGGUUCAGUUUUCCGAGACUUAGUUAUCAAAUAUGGUGCAGUUGACCCACUGUUGGCACUUCUUGCAAUUCCUGACCUCUCUUCCUUGGCAUGUGGUUACUUACGUAAUCUUACCUGGACCCUUUCAAACCUUUGUCGAAACAAGAAUCCCGCACCCCCCUUAGAUGCUGUUGAGCAGAUUCUUCCUACUUUAGUUCGUCUCCUGCAUCACAGUGAUCCAGAAGUGUUAGCAGAUUCCUGCUGGGCUAUUUCCUACCUGACUGAUGGUCCAAAUGAACGCAUUGAGAUGGUUGUGAAAACAGGAGUUGUGCCCCAACUUGUGAAGCUUCUAGGAGCUACUGAAUUGCCAAUUGUGACUCCCGCACUAAGAGCCAUAGGGAAUAUUGUCACUGGAACAGAUGAACAGACUCAGAUUGUGAUAGACGCAGGAGCACUUGCAGUGUUUCCCAGCCUGCUAACAAACCCCAAAACUAAUAUUCAGAAGGAGGCCACAUGGACAAUGUCAAACAUCACAGCUGGACGCCAGGACCAGAUACAGCAAGUUGUGAAUCAUGGCCUUGUCCCAUUUCUUGUUGGUGUCCUCUCUAAGGCCGACUUUAAGACACAGAAGGAAGCUGUAUGGGCUGUAACCAACUAUACCAGUGGUGGGACUGUUGAACAGAUUGUGUAUCUUGUUCAUUGUGGCAUAAUAGAACCUUUGACGAACCUCUUGAGUGCAAAAGACACCAAAAUUGUUCUGGUUAUUCUUGAUGCCAUUGCAAAUAUCUUCCAGGCUGCUGAGAAGCUGGGUGAGACAGAAAAACUCAGUAUAAUGAUUGAAGAGUGUGGAGGCUUGGACAAAAUUGAAGCACUACAGAGCCAUGAAAAUGAGUCUGUAUACAAGGCUUCGUUAAGUUUAAUUGAGAAGUACUUCUCAGUGGAGGACGAGGAAGAUCAAAAUGUGGUGCCAGAAACUACCUCUGAAGGCUUUGCCUUCCAAGUUCAGGAUGGAGCUCCCGGCACCUUUAACUUCUAAUGUACAGAGGCACAAUGUUGUUUCCAUGUGCCGUGUUCUUCAUAAAUUUGUCUUACUGUUUUUCUCUUCUAAGAACUCUUUUUAAAUGUGGUUUGUUAUUGUAGCACUUUUUACAAAGAAACUAUACUUGAACAGUUGUAAACUGUACAUACUAUAUGAAGCUGUCCUCUGAGUUUCUUAUUUCUAUGUGGAAUUUCGUACCCUGCAGUGUCCUGUAAAUAAAGAUUAAGUUCCACUCUUCUUUA
Molecule: messenger RNA, 1881 nt
Organism: Psammomys obesus (fat sand rat)
Lineage: Eukaryota; Metazoa; Chordata; Mammalia; Rodentia; Muridae
Gene: Kpna2
Product: karyopherin subunit alpha 2
Biological process (GO): NLS-bearing protein import into nucleus
Cellular component (GO): nucleus; cytoplasm
Molecular function (GO): nuclear import signal receptor activity; protein binding
Source: RefSeq, a predicted model, not a curated record